CGUCGACACCAGGAUCUACACCACUUCUCAGUAAGCAGUUUGUGUACCGUCUGUGAUGCAACACCUCACAUCUCCUCCACAGCUGAGAAUGUCAACAUGAGAAUACAUUGUAGAGGGAUGAUGCGAGGAUGAAGGAGCAAGUUACCUGGUGACGCUGUUGAUUACAGGUGACACACAGGUGGUCUAGGUGACCCACAGGUGGUCCGGGUGACACGCAGGUGAGGGCAGGUGUCGCACAGGUGGUCCGGGUGACACACAGGUGGUCCGGGUGACACACAGGUGGUCUAGGUGACACACAGGUGGUCCGGGUGACACACAGGUGGUCCGGGUGACACACAGGUGAGGGCAGGUGGCACACAGAUGGUCCGAGUAACACAGCAAUCAGAUAUAAAGCAGUAGACACAUUAUAGAGACCUUUAUAGCCCAUCGCAGCGCAAAGUUACUGUCACAUUGCAACUUAAAGUUACGUAAGAGUUACAUUACUAACAAACAUGAUUAAUAGUUACCUCACGAAGUUACUCCAUAUUCAAAGUUACGUCACAAAGUUAUCUCACUAAGUUAUUUCACAAACAAAGUUACGCCAAAGUUACUAAGUCACUCCACAAUCAAAGUUGCGUCACACGUUACCUCACUAAGUUACUCCACAAUGAAAGUUGCGUCACAGUUACCUCACUAAGUUACUCCACAAUCAAAGUUACGUCACAAAGUUACCUCAUUAAGUUACUCCAUAAACAAAGUUACGCCACAGUCACCUUACUAAGUUACCUCACAAUCAAAGUUGCGUCACACAGUUACCUCACUAAGUUACCCCACAAUCAAAGUUGCGUCACACAGUUACCUCACUAAGUUACCCCACAAUCAAAGUUGCGUCACACAGUUACGUCACAGUUACAGCUGCGUCAGAAGCAACGCAGCUGGGUCCUCCGUCCGCUGGCUGUCUCUUGGAUCAACUGUACUCUGCCGUGAGCGAAGAUGGGCGGCAAAGGUAGCAAGAAACUAGUGCCUAACAGACCUCCAGCCCGGAGGGCCCCAUCAGGGCCAACACCCACCAGGAUGGUCCCUCAACCAGCCACCAGGAUGGUUCCUCAACCAGCCACCAGGAUGAUCCUUCAACCAGCCACCAAGAAGGUGUCUCAACAACCAGCCACCAGGAUGGUCGCUCCUGACGGUGGCUGGGGCUGGAUGGUCGUUUUUGGGUCCUGUCUCACUCUGUUUUUCUUCCCGGCCAUGACGAUGGCGUUCGGUGUGUUGUUCCGGGAGAGGCUGGAGCAGCUGGGGGCGCGAGCUACCGUCUUCACCGUUAUUGGUAAUGGUCUCAGCACCUUCUGGAGUUUCAUGGCAUUGAUGAUGGCCCCGUUAACGGAACUGUUCGGCUACCGUCGGGUAACAGUGGUGGGAGGCCUACUGGCCUUCCUCACACUCUUACUCUGCGCCUACACCGCCAACGUCAUCACCUUCGCUCUGGCUUACUCGGUCCUGGGAGGGAUGGCGUGCGCUCUCUCCACCUUCAGCGGUCUCGUCAUCAUUACUCGGUACUUCGAUCGCCGUAAGGGUCUCGCUAAUGGAAUAAUCGCCUCCGUCUCUGCUCUAGGAAAGAUUGCAAUGGCACCCUUGAUGCGUUUCUUUCUGGACGAGUAUGGGUACGUGUGGGCAUGCCUACUGGCGGGGGCACUCUCUCUCAACGCCUGUGUAGCUGGGAUGCUCUUCCAGCCUCCAGAGUGGCACCUGAUACCAGAAAAGCUUAAGUUAGAGGAGGGAUUAAAACUGGAGAGCUCCGUAGCGACCACACCAGUUGCCAUCACAGAGAAUGGUCUGGUGGAGAAGAAAGGAAGGAAGGAUGGUGGUGAGGCUUCUGUGAAGAAGCCAGAAGAGGAAGAGGACGAGAACAUUAUCUUCGUCAUGCCGACCACACCAACAAACAUCCAUCCUCCUCGCAGAGACGAUGAAAUAAUCCUCUUCUCAAGAGCCUCCGAGGUGAAGGAGAGAGAACACAAGAUCAGCAAACUAUCACUGGCAGAGUCCAGGUCGUCCCUGGUGGGCUCCCUGCCCUUGCUAACACCCGUGGAGCAGAGAGUGUAUUGGGACGCCAGCGACCAACCCACCACCUGCUGCAGCGACUGUCUGAUUGUCAAGGUUUUCCGCAUGUUGGACUACGAGAUGCUCAGACAGCCUUACUUCCACCUGAUAGCCUGGCCUAAUGCCUUCGGUAUCUUCGGCUACGUGAACAUCAUGUAUGCUCUUCCUGGCUACGUCGCUGCCAGCGGCUACACUCCCUACCAGAGUGCUUUUGUUAUCUCCUUAUUCAGUGCCUCGGAGGCUGUGUUCCGGCUGGUGUUCGCUGGUCUCUCCGACUACCCCUGGUUCCCCUUAGAGUGGUCUUAUACUACUGGCUUCCUUAUCUCCGCACUUGCCGCAACAGCACUAGCAAUGUGGGACUCCUACGAGUGGAUAAUCUUCUGCGUGCUGCUGAACGGGGCAUCCAUGAGUCUGACCAACGUUCUCCUUCUGCACGUAGCGGCGGAGUACCUUGGACUGGAAAAGUAUGCUCAGGCUAUUGGAUUCUUCUCUGUCAUCAAUGGCGUCAUCAUUGUUCUUGGUGGCUCCAUUACCGGUAUGGUGAGGGACUUCUCCGGUAGUUACAGAGCCACUUUCUUCUGGAUUUCCUCCGUCAUCGCUAUUGGAGCCGCCGUCUGGAUAACCAAGUGCUGCUACAAGAUAAUCAAGGCCAAAUACAAAAAAGUUCCCGUCCAAACACAGUAGCUGAAAAUGAAGCCAAAUGAAGCGGACAGAAGUCUAACUGUUAGCCUCUAGUUUAGAAGCAUUGGUUGAAGAUGGGAGUGUUCAAGCGUUGUUAGUAUGUGUUCACCAGCGGUGGUAAAGGCUAAGGCAGUCUAGAUGUAGUAAUUUCCGUGUCUAGGUGGAGUAGGAGAGUCAAAAAUUCUUCAGGUAUAACCUAAUCCUCUCUAGAAAGAGUAACCGAGGCUAGGUGAUGCUAGAAGUAGCACGGUUCUCGUCCAGGAACACUAGAUGACGUCAAGCAAGUUCGUUAGUAUUUAGUUCAACCUAACGCCUCUCUAGCAAGAGUAACCGAGGCUAAGUGAAACUAGAAGUAGCAAGGCUCCCUUCCAGGAACAGUAGAUAAGGUCAAGCAAAUUCGUAUUCACUUCAUCUCCAAGUUCACACACAAUUUACGAACGCGGGAGAAGCCCAGCUGAGUAACAUUUUUUCCCCAAGUUAUCCCCAGGACCUGGAGCAUAAUUAGGUACGUCUCCCAGUGUAGGAGGUGAAUCUUUCCUCGUUUGUCUAGGCUGCUGGCAAAAUGUAAUUACCAUUUCCAGAUUAACUUGAUUUUUCCGUACAAAAUCAUUACUGUUUUUUUCCUCUCUAAUGAGAAAGAAUGAUGAGAGUGCCAGCAGUGAUCUUGAGAGUGCCAACAGUGCCUAUGAGAGUGCCAACAGCGCUUGUGAGAGUGCCAACAGUGACCAUAAGAGUGCCAGCAGACAGUGGGGGAAGGGGGGGGGGUGACGUGUGAGAGUGAGCAUCAUGGGAAGGGGAAGGGACGAGGUGAAGGAGGAAGUUCCAACAACACACAGUAGUCUCAGGAGUGAAGGACAGGACAGUGGACAACAAGGUGCAACACACAGAGCUACACGAGACCUGCUGCCUUGUAUCCCAGUGUUGUUUUAACUCGAUUUUUCUUGUCCUCUGAGAUAUUAAAAGUUUUAUUUGAUUUACAAGACAUGAGUAUUACUAUUGUUAUAAUUAUUAUUACUCUUAUUAUUGUAUUAUCCUUUUAUUCCCUUUCUUUCAUUAUUAUUAUUAUUAUUAUUAUUAUUAUUAUUAUUAUUAUUAUUAUUAUUAUUAUUAUUAUUAUUAUUAUUACUAAUAUUAUUAUUAUUAUUACUAUUAUUAACAAUUAUUAUUAUUUUAUUCAAUGAUGAUAAUUUUGGACGAGUUGAAAAAGUUUGUAUAUAUAUCUUACAGGCAAAAUAAAUUGUAUUCAAUACAAAGAGUUUGGUAUAAGAGAUUUUAUAACACUUUCUAUUAAUGGUUUCCAUAAGUCACAGUCUUCUGAAAAAAAUUAUUUUUGAUUCUCGAAGCCAAAAUUAAAAAUUCAGGUAUCUAGCUAUAAUUGUUA
Messenger RNA from Cherax quadricarinatus, 4138 nucleotides. Lineage: Eukaryota; Metazoa; Arthropoda; Malacostraca; Decapoda; Parastacidae. The record is from RefSeq and is a predicted model, not a curated record.